AUGGAGACUGUGACGAUGCCGCCAGCUGGGGACGCUGUCGGUUCUGCAUCCGUUUCUGCGCCUUCUGACCAAGGAAUAGAUCCCUCCACGUCCGGUGCAUCCGAAGACUGUGAACAAUUGACCAAAUGUCACAACCCGCCUAUGACACGGCGUAGUUGUUCCGAUUCGGGGCCAGACUUCCCUCAAACCCAUUUACUUUCUCCGCCGCCAUCCACCUCGGCGCUCUCUUUGCCUGGUUCACGAUCCAGUUCUCGCUCUUCUGUUUACUCUUCGGGGGGCGAGUUGUCUCCAGCUGUUCCAAGAUCCUCAGUUUCAAGGAGACCUACAAGCUUCUACGGAGGAUCCUUCCAGGACACACUGAGCCCUGUCCCACAAGAUCAUCCCGGAAAUCGGAAAUUAUCCAAGCGACGAAGCUGGCUGCCAGGCCUACAAAAUUUUUCUUCUGGAGGAAAAAAAAGAGACAGCUCGGAGGAAAAAUAUACAACGUGGAUUCUUGGUCCUGGCAGUGAUGUGGAGUUUGAUGCUUCGCCGUUAAAGAAAGCAAAGCCAAUACCCGAGCUGUGGGAUCCCGAUGGCGAUACCUUUGUUUACCUUUUCCCUCGAGAAACCGGAAAAGCCCCUUCCUUUAAAGUCGAUUCUUCUAUAUUCUCCUCUUCGCGGGCUCUUUCGGCAUUGGCUCAUGACAGAGUAUAUGGUCAAGAUGAACCUUCUCCAGAAACAUCAGAUCAAUAUCCCAAAAUAUCGUCACAAGAAUGUGCGCUCCCAAGUCCCACAUCCUCACCUGUGACUUCUCCAACAAGUGGCUCUUCUCAUUCCACCCGUCUCUCCCGAGCAUCGAGCAACUUUUCAAUGGGCCCGCGGAAAGAGAUCCACCUAUACUUGGCCGAAGUAGCCCUAAAAAAUGAUCACAACCAGGCCAAGGUUUUCAGCUCAUCUGAAGAUCUGGACGACCUUGUUUCUUUGCGAAAUCUUUUCGCGUUCCUGCUCGGCCAGGCGCUCGUAGCAACCAGCAAGCACCAGACUAUUCUAGCUAUCUUCUUACGAGGAGGUGGUCUCCUUGAAAGCUUUGGGUUUUCCAACCUUGAUGGAUCUAGCUUCGGUGAAGUCCCAGUUGAGAGAUUCGACCGAUAUGUGGAAGAAUUCGGUUUAGCAGAUGUCAGACGAAGUCCUGAAAAGACCAUUGAGGGUCUUAUCUUGGCUGAAAGGAUGCGGUCGUUGAAGCUCUACAAUGAGUGCUUUGUCCACGCCGUGGGCAAUUUUGACAGCUUGAUGAAGCUUAAUGGCCCACAGUAUGGCUUGAUAAGUGAAACGACCCGGAAACGUAUUGAAAGAGCAUCCAUGGAUCUGACCGGACGCCUGGAAAAUGUCCGAUUGAAGCUAAAAGAAUUCGAAUUCCCAUCUCUGUGGGCUGGUAUAGCCAGUUCAAACACGGUCGAUGAGAGCAAGAAUAUCCACUUCAAGGCUUGGAGAGCGUCUUUCCUUUCCACUCGAAAGCAUUUCUUGGGUCAUCUCAAGAAGAGAUACGGCUCCUGGCCACCAAAAGCGAGCUCAAAGAAGAAUGAGUUUGAGGAGAGCGGUCUCAAUCGUAUUGUGCUCCAAGAGGUCUAUGAAGAUCUCGGUGUCAUCUAUGACCUCUUAGUCGAUCGCACUUCCCUGACCACCCGGGGUGGUGCUUGGCCCACACAGACCAAGGCUGGCGGCGGACCAGAUUCCGAAAAUCCUAUAUUCUGGGCUCUUCGGGGAAUCCUAGGAGAGUAUGACCGCAGUUCUCCCCCGGUUUUACCUCCCAUUCCCUUUGACGUUCCUUUACUUCCAUCUUUAGCUUCCACUCGAAAUGGUUUUGGUACUGGUGAUGCCAAAAAGGAAGCCAAGGAGGAUAACAAAAGGCUGAAGGACAGCGAGGUUGAAAAAAUCCUCAGUGCAUCCCACAAUGCCGACACAAUCAUAAAGAGCCCCUUCCUGGGGACUUUCCAAGCCUUUGAGAGUAAAGAAGCCCAUAGGCAGUCAAGUAAUGGUCUCUGCGACCUGCGUAUCGGACAAUGGAUAUUCAUAUACACCGUGCUCCAGGCAUUGCCCAUGGUGAUCGUUGAUGCGCCCGGUGUCCAAUGGAAAAAGGGCGUAGAGUAUUUCCUCUGCGAACCGCCCAAAGGUGGUGUACCCUGGAGCAAAGAGGACCCAGGGCUAAGAAUGAAUUGGUACGAAAUUGCAGGCGGCUCAGGCUUUGUUAGUCUUCCUUCGGACAUUGUCGAUUACAGCAUCGAGGGCACCUAUCGCCGGAGCCAUUGCUGGGGAGCAGCUGCCAAAUGGGGCGAGGAUGUUGUAGGCCUCUUGGACAAUGCUGUUUCCCCAACCGACGCAAAUGCCGAUGCCGAUUCCUCUUCGCCAGCAGCGCCAGCGCCAGCCUCGAGGUUACUUAGCCCGAAUCGGUCCAUCUCUCCCCAGUCCCGGUUGUCUGUUGUCAAUCUCGGAUUGGAAGCACUGGCAGUUCCGUCGGGAGUCAGUCCCGAUGGAACAACUCCAGCACGGCCCGUCUCAACUUUUGACCCGAAUUUGAGCUUCGAGACAAUCAUUGGUAGUGCCGACCCGCGAAGUAAUGACCGGCCUAGGAGGAAGAGCAGAGUCUUUUCCUGA
Messenger RNA from Xylona heveae TC161, 2631 nucleotides. RefSeq lists its product as hypothetical. NCBI's taxonomy places the organism in Eukaryota, Fungi, Ascomycota, Xylonomycetes, Xylonales, Xylonaceae. The coding region runs from base 1 to 2631 and encodes 876 amino acids. The transcript is spliced from 2 exons. The record is from RefSeq and is a predicted model, not a curated record.